GGCUCCUGUGUGGACUGCCAAGCUCUGAACACUAGCACAUGUCCCCCCAACAGCGUGAAGCUGGACAUUUUCCCCAAGGAGUGUGUCUACACCCAUGACCCUACUGGGCUCAAUGUGCUGAGGAAGGGCUGUGCCCACUACUGCAACCAGACAAUCAUGAAACCUGGCUGCUGUAAAGGGUUUUUUGGGCCUGACUGUACACAGUGUCCUGGGGGCUUCUCCAACCCCUGCUAUGGCAAAGGCAAC
Molecule: messenger RNA, 246 nt
Organism: Dipodomys ordii (Ord's kangaroo rat)
Lineage: Eukaryota; Metazoa; Chordata; Mammalia; Rodentia; Heteromyidae
Product: stabilin-1-like
Exons: 3
Source: RefSeq, a predicted model, not a curated record